AUGGGGCUAAUUGCGCAGGCUAUCAAGUCUGCGGAACCUUGCAAAUUCAGCAUUGAAUUUUUGUCGAUGGGGGUCUGGACUGUGGCUGCGCAGCAGAACAUCGGAGCCAAGAAGGUCUCAAAAGCUGAGUACAGCAUCGAAAUUCAUCCCUUUGACUUUGACUCGCCCCAAAAUCCAGUCGUCAUCAAGGUUGCUACCGGACAGUGUAACACAGACGUGAACAAUUACGCCAUCUUGGGUAUCAACAGAACCGAUGACUCCGCUCCCGAGUCCUUUUUCACCAUUGACAAGCCCAUUGUCCCGCAGUUCCGAAAUGAUUGCCUCUCUUUUAUCCGCAGCGUCGAUCCUAUCACCGAUCGCGAGAGGGGUGCUGCUGAGUGGAAGCCCUCCAUCGGCCCCAACGGCCCUGAGCUUCUGUUCGUGCAGAUGAACAACACUCAUAUAGAGAGAAUGGGUACUGCACAUCACCUGCGCUGUGAUGUUGCCAGGCCUGCGUCGGAGAACUGGGCUUGCAUCAAUAGCAACACAGAGAAGACCAAGUUGAAGAGGAGACAUAUGAAACAGCUCUCCCGAUGCUACUAG
Molecule: messenger RNA, 582 nt
Organism: Colletotrichum orchidophilum
Lineage: Eukaryota; Fungi; Ascomycota; Sordariomycetes; Glomerellales; Glomerellaceae
Product: carboxylesterase
Exons: 4
Coding region: 1-582 (193 amino acids)
Source: RefSeq, a predicted model, not a curated record